Messenger RNA from Lottia gigantea (owl limpet), 1103 nucleotides. RefSeq lists its product as hypothetical. Lineage: Eukaryota; Metazoa; Mollusca; Gastropoda; Lottiidae. The coding region runs from base 109 to 537 and encodes 142 amino acids. The record is from RefSeq and is a predicted model, not a curated record. The transcript has 4 exons.
AAAAUAUGUUAUAACGUACUCUGGAGAAGAAGCAUUAUUCGUGUCAGUCAACCGAAAAGUAUGAGAAUAUGAACAUGGUGAUUCUUGUUAUUGUGGAAGAAUUUAAACAUGAGUAGAAUCCAUAUUCUUCUUUUAUUAGUGUGGAAUGGGGUGGAAAGAGUUAAAUCUGAGUGCCCUGUACUAUUCAUACCAAACGCUAUAAUUAGCUCAGCUAAUAAUAGUCUGACAGAAUUCAGAACAGAAUGCGAAACAGGCUAUUAUCGCACAAGUGGUGACACCCAAAGAACAUGCAUAAAUGGUAUUUGGUCCGGAACAGAUAUUGUAUGUGACGAGCUCGCAAAAGGGGCUCUGGAAACUCGACAUAUGUUCGGGACAUCACAAGCAGCACGAGGUGUAGGAGUAGCAAGAGCUGUUAACGAGCAUUUGCCGAUUAUAUCUAGAGUUGUUUCCGAGCAAAGUAUGGAAACCGACACUCAGUCUGAUGGUACCCUGGAUCUUAUGUCAACAAUUUCAAGUGUGAGUAGUGGUGAAGCUUAGUUCAGUUUCAGUAGCCUAUUGAACCCAAAUGGGCAAAGUGACUUUUAAGUUGUGUAAUUCUUAAGCAUUUACUGUUUUACCUGUUGAGUCGUGGGUGUGCCAUUGUUUUAUGACUUUUCAAUCGUUGGUUUUAAGGGAAUCAGUCGCGUAAUUGUAUACAUUGAUAGCUGAUAAUAUCAGCUUCCGAAAAUUGAAAUCGGACCUUAUGUUUGUCCACUAUUACGAGUUAUCAAUUAGAAGAUUGUAAUGACACCAUAUUCGUUUCACGUUAAUUAGUAUCAGCUAUCAAAGUAUAAAAUUACGGGACAGUUUCCCUUUAAGUUAUUAUGUAUACUGUGUAUUAUGUAUGUUUGGAAUAGUUUGCCAUUUUUACUUAUUUCCUUUUUUAACAUCGGUGACAGGUUCAUGUAGAUUGGCAUAGUAUGUCUGUCGAGAUUUAACUGUUAUGGGUGACAUGACGUAUAACCUUUGUUUUAAACUUGGAAUUUGAAUUUAAUUAUGUAAAAAUCCAGAGAAAGAACUAACAGUGUGAAAAUCAACAUCUCAUAAUAAAUACAUACUUGUUU